AUGAAUGAAAAAUUUAUUGAUCUUCCGAAAUUUAUCGUUCUUCAUAUAAUUAUUGGUUAUAAUUCCUUUCAUAUUUCGAAAUAUGACGAUGCAUUAAAUUAUUAUAACACUGCACUCGACUCAUUAGAUGAUGAUGAUAAGAAGUCAAGAGGUCAUCUUUAUGAUCAUAUUGGAGAUGUAUAUAAAAUGAAAGAUGAUUUCGAAAAUGCAUUAAAGUGUUAUGAGCAAUCAUUAGAAAUGUUACGUAGUCAAUAUUAUAAAAAACGUUGUUUUCCUAUUAUAUGUAGGAAAAUAGCGGAGAUACAUCAAAUAAAAAAUAAACAUGAAAAAGCUAUUUCUUAUGAAGAUGAAGCAGAUCAAUUAGAUAAAAUUUAUAAACGAACAUCAGAUGAAAAUCAUGAAAAAGUCUUAGAAAAGUAUCAAAAACAAUUAAAUACUCAAUCUGAUCUUUCGCCACGUGAACGCGCCGAGAUACUACUUUUAAUGGGUCAGUGUUUGCAGCACACAGUUUUACGUACACAACAGCAUGGACCACAGCAACAAUCACAGCAAGGAUCGCAGCAUGAGCAACAACAAGGAUCACAGCAAGAGCAACAGCAAGAAUCACAACAGCAUGGGUCACAACAUGAACCACAACCGCAGCCACAGCCACAACCACAACCACAACAUGAUGAACGACAACAGCCUGGCAUAUUAAUAGUAAUAAUGCAGUGA
Adineta steineri is the source of this 714-nucleotide messenger RNA. Lineage: Eukaryota; Metazoa; Rotifera; Eurotatoria; Adinetida; Adinetidae. The record is from the annotation of a GenBank genome assembly.